CGUUCUAAAUAACUUCAUCAAAACUUCUUUCUGGUCAGAGUGAAGCAAUAAUUAUUAUUGACAAUUAUUAGCGAUUAAUAAGCUAGAUACAUUAUGGCGAGCACUAUUAAGGAAGCAUUAUCAGUUGUAAGUGAAGAUCAGUCUUUGUUUGAGUGUGCCUACGGGACUCCCCAUCUUGCUAAGUCAGAGAUGACCGCUUCUUCUUCCAGUGAAUAUGGGCAAACAUCAAAGAUGAGUCCACGUAUCCCACAACAGGACUGGUUAUCCCAGCCUCCAGCCAGAGUCACUAUAAAAAUGGAAUGCACCCCAAAUCAAGUUAACGGCUCAAGGACUUCCCCUGACAACUGCAGUAUGACAAAAAAUGGAAAGAUGACUAAUAACACUGAAAAUGUUGGCAUGAACUAUGGAAACUAUAUGGAAGAAAAGCACAUCCCUCCACCGAAUAUGACCACCAACGAACGAAGAGUUAUUGUUCCAGCAGAUCCUACAUUAUGGAGCAGAGACCAUGUACGCCAAUGGCUAGAAUGGGCUGUCAAGGAAUAUGGCCUCCCAGAUGUGGACAUCAUGCUAUUUCAAGAUAUUGAUGGAAAAGAGUUGUGUAAGAUGACCAAAGAUGACUUCCAGAGGCUCACACCAAGCUACAAUGCAGACAUUCUUCUUUCACACCUACACUACCUCAGAGAAACUCCUCUUCCACAUUUGACUUCAGAUGAUGUUGAUAAGGCUUUACAAAACUCUCCACGGUUAAUGCAUGCUAGAAAUACAGGAGGUGCAGCAUUUAUUUUUCCAAAUACUUCAGUUUAUCCUGAAGCAACACAAAGAAUUACCACCAGGCCAGAUAUGCCUUAUGAACCAGCCAGAAGAUCAGCAUGGACAAGUCAUGGUCAUCCUGCUCCUCAAUCAAAAGCUGCCCAAGCAUCAUCUUCCGCUGUGACCAAAACAGAAGACCAGCGUCCUCAGUUGGAUCCUUAUCAAAUUCUUGGUCCAACAAGCAGUCGUCUUGCAAAUCCAGGGAGUGGGCAGAUACAGCUGUGGCAGUUUUUGUUGGAGCUUCUGUCAGAUAGCUCCAAUUCUAAUUGCAUCACCUGGGAAGGUACCAAUGGAGAGUUCAAGAUGACUGACCCAGAUGAAGUUGCACGGCGCUGGGGGGAAAGGAAGAGCAAACCCAAUAUGAACUAUGACAAGCUCAGCCGUGCUCUUCGUUAUUAUUAUGACAAAAAUAUAAUGACUAAAGUUCAUGGUAAACGUUAUGCCUACAAAUUUGACUUCCAUGGAAUUGCUCAAGCCCUUCAACCACAUCCUCCAGAAUCAUCCAUCUAUAAAUAUCCAUCAGACCUGCCCUACAUGAGUUCCUAUCAUGCACACCCCCAGAAAAUGAACUUUGUUGCUCCUCAUGCUCCUGCUUUGCCUGUUACUUCCUCCAACUUUUUUGCUGGACCCAGUCCAUACUGGAAUUCACCAACUGGAAGCAUCUAUCCCAACACUAGGCUCCCAACCACUCAUAUGCCUUCUCACCUUGGCACUUACUACUAAAGAGGGAAGAAUAUUUUAAAGGGUAUGUUUUCCUGGAAUACAAGGAAUUAGAACCAACAAAUCUGAACAAAAUGUGCCUGAAAGACUGAUAAUACUGACCAGGAUGUAAAAAAAACUUUUUUUUUAUAGAGAGAAAUUAAAAAGUGUAAAGAUAUGUUGACAUCAGGUCUAAACAUCAAAGAAGAAAAUACACAUCUAGGUAAAAAUUUGUAAUAAUAACUAGAACAUGGGGCCAGAAGAAAUUUGUAAGAUUGCUAUGUCUUUUUUCAUAUCACA
Thamnophis elegans (Western terrestrial garter snake) is the source of this 1809-nucleotide messenger RNA. It is a transcript of the gene ERG, whose product is annotated as ETS transcription factor ERG. Gene Ontology annotation, biological process: regulation of transcription by RNA polymerase II; cell differentiation. NCBI's taxonomy places the organism in Eukaryota, Metazoa, Chordata, Lepidosauria, Squamata, Natricidae. Gene Ontology annotation, cellular component: nucleus. The record is from RefSeq and is a predicted model, not a curated record. Gene Ontology annotation, molecular function: sequence-specific DNA binding; DNA-binding transcription factor activity, RNA polymerase II-specific. The transcript has 10 exons. The coding region runs from base 94 to 1533 and encodes 479 amino acids.